AGUCUGGGCUUUUGACGCGCUGAGGAUGUGGGCAGGAAACGCCAUGCAAGAGGGGAAAAGCGAUCACGCUUCCCACAGCACCGUUGCACAAUACAGCGCGAUCAAAAUGUGCGUUAAUUUACGACGCUAAAUGUCCAGGUGCGGCCUUUUCUCCUCGGAUCUGCAACGCUCCGUCAUCAGAGGAGGAUUCGCCGGCGUAGGAUCCGAGUCCUAUCCCAGCCAGAGCGCACCCUUCCCGGCCAGCUCGGGUUGAAAACAUCGGGGGCUGGUCAGCGGGUGGGAGAGAGAGGAACCGGAGGCUUCGUCGCGGAAAAAAGGAGGUGUCUACCCUUUUUUUUUCCUCCUCAAAACAAACCAUGAGGGAGUACAAAGUGGUUGUUUUGGGAUCGGGUGGAGUGGGGAAAUCCGCGCUGACGGUUCAGUUCGUGACGGGGUCCUUCAUCGAGAAAUACGACCCCACGAUAGAGGACUUCUACAGGAAGGAGAUCGAGGUGGACUCGUCCCCGUCCGUGUUGGAGAUCCUGGACACGGCAGGGACCGAGCAGUUCGCCUCCAUGAGAGAUCUGUACAUCAAAAACGGGCAGGGUUUUAUUUUGGUUUACAGCCUGGUGAACCAGCAGAGCUUCCAGGACAUCAAGCCCAUGAGGGAUCAGAUCAUCCGGGUGAAGAGGUACGAGAGGGUGCCCAUGAUCCUGGUGGGAAACAAGGUGGACCUGGAGGGGGAGAGAGAGGUGUCUUCCGGGGAAGGCAAGGCUCUGGCCCAGGACUGGAACUGCCCGUUUAUGGAAACUUCAGCCAAAAAUAAAGGAUCAGUCGAUGAACUGUUUGCAGAAAUCGUCAGACAGAUGAACUAUUCGACUGUUCCCAGCGGUGGAGAUCAAUGCUGCUCAUGCAUCCUGCUCUAAAACGCACACAAACACAUCAUUGGUUCAAAACAACAACAACAACAACAAAAAAGACUUAUCCUGCAGGCUUUGUUUUUGCAAAAGUAUUCUCUCCUCCUCACACUGUUGUCUUAUUGUUGCACACAAAACAAAAAAAAAUCAACCAUGACAACAAUCGAUUAUGUAUAAUAGUCUGGAAAAGUGUUUACAUGACAAAGUACUUGAAUGUUUUCGGAUUUUUUAUAGCUUUGUAUAUGACACUUCUCUGGAAAUGUGCCUCAAUGGAAAUGUCUUAUUGUGAAACCUAAGAGACACGUGAUUUUUUGUUUUGUUUUGUUGUUUUUUUGCUCAUGGAAAGCUGUUAAGGGUUUAUUUGUUUGAGCUGUGAUGUUUGUUGCAUCUUCUGGGCUGGAUGUGUCUGUCUCAGAGAUGGGUGGAGGUGGUAAUGUCAAAUCCCCCCCCCUCCAUUUUUUAUUUUAUUUCAUUUUUAUUAGGGCCUUGGACUCUUUGGGCUCACAUCAGAGGCCUAAAAGUACUUAAAAGUCUUUCAUAAACUUAUCAGUCACCACUUAAGCCUUGCAUAGGUUGCUCAAAUCUAGUCCCGGUGAUUUAUUUCGUUAAAAGUUCAAGAGACGCAGACCCACCCACUCUGAUACUGUAUUAGAAGCUGUGGAUUGUGGUGGAGUUGUGUUGCUCCUACACACACACACACACAUACACAUACACACACACAUAUAUUUUCCCCUCUCUGGUGUGGUGAAAGUGGAUUUAUAAUGGAGCUUGCACUUAGCUGACGGUGUCCCUCCUCAGUGUGCACUAACAAACAAGGACCCUGGUGCAUUUCUGUCGCUGCAUGGGGAACGCCAUGACCCCAUGUCAAGUGCCUUCCUCAGAAAAUUCCUGUGACUGUGCCAACUGAUGAGCCCUACUUCCUCUGCAGUGCGUCUUGAUGGCAAUCAGAACUUUUUAGCAGUUUUUCGCGAUACGUUGUGGUUUCGUUUGGUGUCAAAGUGAAAGGAGCCUCUUCUUAUUUUACUGUAUAACAGACCUGCUGUUUCAGGGUCAGAGUCAGGCCGUUUCUCGAGGUACUAGUCCACCAAGAACAACUUAAACCCACUGGGAUUUUUGGUUCACUGAAUGGCAAGCCAUGUCUGUCUGUAUUAUCUAGAUUUAUUUCUCUCUCUCUCUCUUUUUUUUUUUUUUUUCUAAUAAUGUGACAUUUUGACCUACCGUAAUUGUAAUUUUCCCUUUGGGCAAAUCUUCUGCCAUCCAUCUGUCAGUUUAAAAGACUUGUAAUACAAAACACAUUUUAUGUAAAA
Sphaeramia orbicularis (orbiculate cardinalfish) is the source of this 2203-nucleotide messenger RNA. Its product is annotated as ras-related protein Rap-2b-like. Gene Ontology annotation, biological process: Rap protein signal transduction. Bases 357 to 905 code for a protein of 182 amino acids. Lineage: Eukaryota; Metazoa; Chordata; Actinopteri; Kurtiformes; Apogonidae. Gene Ontology annotation, molecular function: GTPase activity; GTP binding. The record is from RefSeq and is a predicted model, not a curated record. Gene Ontology annotation, cellular component: membrane. The transcript has a single exon.